Molecule: messenger RNA, 1639 nt
Organism: Diatraea saccharalis (sugarcane borer)
Lineage: Eukaryota; Metazoa; Arthropoda; Insecta; Lepidoptera; Crambidae
Source: the annotation of a GenBank genome assembly
AUGGUUGUAUCAGGUGAAAAUACCGUUUCUGUGCAAAUAAAACUGAUUAGAAAAUAUUUAAAGUUGAAGAUAAUGGAAGAUAAUGUAACUUUUAGAAGCAAUAGCAGUCAUCAUCAAGAGAGGGCUCAUGUUUACGAUUUAAUAAAACGUUCUAUUGCUAAUGGAGAGUCUCAUUCCGCCCUGAUGAUUGGUCCUAGAGGAUGUGGAAAAACGACACUUGUAAAUUCAGUUUUAAGUCAAAUAUCUAAAGAAGUGGAUGUAGAAAAUGAUGCUAUAAUUGUGAAGUUGAAUGGAUUGAUUCAUCAUGAUGAUAAAGUAGCUCUCAAGUCUAUUACUGCUCAGAUGAAGUUAGAAAAUGUAGUUGGUGAUAGAGUGUUUGGCACUUUUGCUGAAAAUCUGUCAUUCCUGUUGAGCUGCCUCCAAAGCGGUGCAGACCGGCAGUGUAGAAGCAUGGUUUUUAUAUUGGAAGAGUUUGACAUGUUCUGUCAUAGUGGACGUACACAGACAUUACUUUAUAAUCUGUUUGAUAUUACACAUAGUAAGCAGGCACCCAUGUGUGUUUUAGGCAUCACAAAUCGCAUUGACGUCAUGGAGUUGUUGGAGAAACGUGUCAAAUCAAGGUUCUCACACAGGCACAUAUAUUUGUUCCCUUAUGAAGAUCUGGAGGCAGAAGCCAGAGGUAAUAAGCCAAAAUCGCCCUUAGAGUGCUGUAAACAAAUACUAGUUUUCCUUCUAAGCGUGCCAAUUAGUUUAGCUGGGGAUAAAGUUGAUGUUGUGAAGAAGAAGACUGGAAGGAGUAAGAAAAAGUCUAUUUCAAACGAACAACCAUCAGAGUUAGAAGAAGACUUAUUACCCGAUGAAGUGGUAAAGAGGUGCAAUAUAAAUAUGGAACAAUUUAAAGCACUGGAUUCCGAUUUCCUUAACGAUUGGAACAGUCAUGUACAAAGUUUGUUGGAUGAUGAGAGAGUGGUUGACAGCUUAGAGAAGAUGUGCUAUUAUACUGUUAAUGAGCAAAUAUUUAGAAAUAUUUUGUUUCAAAUAGUAUCAAAACUAGGGACAAAUAAGCCGUACAUAGACGCUACCGAUCUCGUCUCGAUCAUAGACAAGACUGUAACUCCGGAACACAGGGUGAUGCUUCUGCAGUCGUUGUCUAUACUAGAGUUGUCUCUGGUUAUAGCUAUGAAACACGGCAUGGAGAUAUUCGAUGGUCAACCCAUGAAUUUCGAAAUGAUCUUACACAGGUACACGAAAUUUGCAAACGCAAACUCUUCAACUCAAACGGUACCAAGGCCAGUGAUAUUGAAAGCUUUCGAACACCUUCAGGCAUUAGAAAUAGUGUUGCCAGUUAAAAGUACCGAUUCCAUUUAUAAUGCGGCCGAUACUACGGCGAGUCGAGUGCAAAAAGAAUAUAAAUUAUACACUCUAGCUGUGCCUAUAGAAGAUAUCAAUGAAGCUGUGAAAAACUUUAAAGCAUUGCCCACGGAGAUCAGUCAUUGGUACAAUAAUUCUGUUGAUUAAAAAAAAACUACUAUUUUGGUGGUUUGUAAUUUGAAAUUGGUUUGUUUAAAGACUGAGUUAUUUAAGGAUUCGAUUGUUAUUUUGUUUGGUAUUAAAAAAAUAAAUUAGGAUUGAUAUUUUU